This is a messenger RNA of Pararge aegeria (speckled wood butterfly), 1221 nucleotides long. RefSeq lists its product as uncharacterized. The transcript is spliced from 6 exons. The record is from RefSeq and is a predicted model, not a curated record. Bases 1 to 1221 code for a protein of 406 amino acids. NCBI's taxonomy places the organism in Eukaryota, Metazoa, Arthropoda, Insecta, Lepidoptera, Nymphalidae.
AUGGCUGGUAUAGGCACGUUGCGCGACGACAACGGUGUCCUAGCGGCAGAAGUGUGUGCACCACUGCUGCUACUGUGCUGGCUCUGCUGUUGGCCAGACGACGACGGAUCCGAUUCUAGCUCAGAAAUGCAUCAACAAAAGCCUGUUAUUUCUAAUGAAUCAAGUUCGCGACACCGCACGCGCCGCUCCAAUGAACUGUUUGGCCGUCGUUUCGGAAGCAGCGCCGUGUCACUACACUUGCCGAGUACUUCCGGCGAAACGAAACAGCCUCUAUCAGCUCACAGGAGUCAUGAGGAAAUCAGAGAUCGGCGUAAGUCACACUUGGAUCCGAACGAACCAGACACACGUUACCACUCAGCUCCAAGUGUCAUAGAUGAGGUACUGCAUAGAAGAGAUUGGGAGCGUUCUACCAAAGAUCUCUACAUACCACUUAAAUCAGACAAUGAGUUUUCAAACGCUAGUGAUACCUCUGACAAAUCAGAAAAAGAUCUAGGAAAAUCCGACGAACAAAUCGUGAGUAAACCCUGCAAGAAACACCAUAAAAACAUCAAAUGUUCUCGAAAAAAACCACUCAAUAAAGAAUCAUUAAAUGAUGACGUGAAAGACCAAGAUGUGACCGAAACAUUAACUAACUUCUAUAUUGGUGAAUCAAGUAAUACCACAAGUCCCGAAUAUACGAACGAAAUCAAAGUUGACGAUAAUAUUCAAACUACAUACAAGCCAAAAGAAGCUAAACAAAGCCUUAACGAGUCCAUUAGAUGCAAGGACCGACAGAGACCAUUAGUUCCUCUGACAGAAUAUCAGGUGACUGGUUUUAAUUUGGAGGCUAUUGAUGAUAUGGAGUUGGACAGAUCUGGUGCUGUCCAUCACUCGGUGGAAUCUCGCUCAAGUCUGUAUAACACUCAUUCAAUACCUGCCCCACCGCCAUCUGUAGAGGCUGUAAGCUAUGAGUGGGAAGCCUCCUAUCUUGAAGAAACCGGUACUGCAGGCAUUUGGCGUGCUCCAGCUCCAGUGCCCCCGACCGUGUUGCCACCAGUAGGGUGGUCCAGAGCGAGGCAUGCCAGCGCUGGCGAUGUUCUAGCGCCUGUCAUUCGUCCUCAAUCAGGAGCACUUUCUGAAAGUGACCUGGACUUCGAGCUUGAGGGCUGCGAUGAGCCGCCACCAGCGUAUGAUGAAGUUCAACUCCUUGCUUCUAUUGAUAGGAAAGAAACUGCAAUAUAA